Molecule: messenger RNA, 2895 nt
Organism: Zingiber officinale
Lineage: Eukaryota; Viridiplantae; Streptophyta; Magnoliopsida; Zingiberales; Zingiberaceae
Product: G-type lectin S-receptor-like serine/threonine-protein kinase At5g35370
Exons: 1
Coding region: 95-2710 (871 amino acids)
Biological process (GO): protein phosphorylation
Molecular function (GO): protein serine/threonine kinase activity; ATP binding
Source: RefSeq, a predicted model, not a curated record
UUUAAUUUCUCAGGUCAACGUGCGCCGGCCUUCUUCCAAACUCUUCUAAUCUUGAUCUGUUCCUGCCAUUCUUUCUUCUCCUUCUUCUCUCGUCAUGGCUUCCUCUGCUUCUCCCUACCUCCAACUACUCUCCUUCCUCUUAUUCCUUCCCUUCCGUUGCCAUGCCGGACGUGUCGCUACCGAGUUCCUCUACCCCAACUUCUCCGCCACUUACUUCCACUUCGUCGACAGCGAUGGCGUCUUCCUCUCAUCCUCCGCCUUCUCCGUCGCCUUCCAUAACCCCGACGGCCAGGAUUCUCCACACUAUAUCGUCGUCCUCCACGCCCUCUCCGGCGCCACCGUCUGGACUGCCAACGCCGCCUCCCCCGUGCCCCCUUCCGCUACCCUCUCGCUCACCGCCUCCGGCCUCGCCCUCUCCCUUGCUAAUGGUUCACUCGCCUGGUCGACCCCGGGACUCUCUGCCCCCGUCUUCGCCCUCCAUCUCCUCCCCUCUGGUGAGCUCCGCCUCCUCGACGACGCCAACGCAUCCCUUUGGUCCUCCUUCAACCAUCCCACGGACACUCUCCUACCUAACCAGCUCCUCCCUGUCUCUUCCUCCCUCACCUCCGCCGUCUCCGGCAACGACCCGUCCCCUGGCGAUUAUCGCCUCCUCGUCACCCCCGGAGACGCCGUGCUCCAGUGGAAUCCAACCUCACGGCUCUACUGGUCGCUCUCGUCUGACGCUCGCUCCGCCAAAGAUUCCAAUUUGCAGGUUGGUUACUUCUCCGUCAACGCUACCGGGCUUUACCUCCUUGCUAGCGAUCGGGAAACUGCCGUCUUUAGGAUGAUCUUCCCCCCAUCGGCUUCGUCCUUCUCCGACGAGUUCUACAUGGCGAAACUGGAUCCAUCUGGUCGGUUCCGGAUCAUAAGUUCCCCACUGAAUGAGUCGUUGUCGGCCGCCAUCUUCAACACCGAUUUCGUGGCGCCGAUCAACGACUGCGAUCUCCCAAACAUAUGUGGCCCACUGGGCAUCUGCGCACCAGGGACAAACAGCUCCACCUGCAGCUGUCCAGCAUCUUUCGGGGCGUUGCCAAGCGGCGGAUGCUCCCCCGUCGACGGCUCUGUUACGGCUAGCUCCUCAUGCCCUGGUGAGGGCGUCGCCGGAUCAACGGCGAGAUUUAUGAUCUUGGGGAAUCAAAUUGGCUACUAUGGAACCAAAUUCUCGGCGCCUAACACUUUCGGAACGAACAUCUCGACUUGCCAAGAUCUCUGUUCCGCCAAUUGCUCAUGUCUUGGUUUCUUCUACAGAGCCUCAUCCAAGUCGUGUUAUUUCCUUGAAUACCGAAUCGGUUCCCUCAUUUCUGUCGGCACGGUCAACGGAGGCGCCACGGCCGUCGGCUACGUGAAGACACUUAGCCAAGCAUCGCCGCCUUCCGGCAGUUCCUCUUCCGUCCGCUUCUUCAUCGUCUUAUUGCCAUCAACGGCCACGACUCUGCUGGUGAUCUCGAUUGCCAUCAUCUGCUUUGAAAGAUGGAGGAGGAACAAGCGCGGGAGCAACGACGUGACGCGGAGCAAAUCUGUCUCGAGCGGGCUGAAGUGGCCAACGCCCGCCGAGUUGUCCGAGGACGAGGAAGUGGAAAAAGAGGAAGAGAUCGCGAUCCCGGGCCUGCCUACCCGUUACACCUACGACGAGCUCUUAGAUGCCACCAACAACUUCCAGACGCCGAUCGGCUCGGGCGGGUUCGGCUGUGUCUACAAGGGGCAGCUCCUGGAUAAGUCCCUUGUUGCCGUGAAGCGGAUCAACGCCGCCAGCACGCAGCAGGGGCGGCGGGAAUUCUGCACCGAGAUCGCCGUCAUCGGCAACAUCCACCAUGUUAACCUCGUCCGCCUCCGCGGCUUCUGCGCCCAGGGCCGCAAGCGGCUGCUGGUCUACGAGUACAUGAACCGCAGCUCCCUCGACCGCGUUCUCUUCAGCCGUAACCCCGACCUGGUCGUCCUCGAGUGGAAGCAACGCCUCGACGUAGCGGUGGGUGCCGCGCGGGGGCUCGCUUACCUCCACUCCGGAUGCGAGCACCGGAUCAUCCACUGCGACGUGAAGCCGGAAAACAUCUUGCUCCACGACAACAACCAGGUGAAGAUUGCCGACUUUGGGCUGGCCAAAUUGAUGAGCCCUGAGCAGUCCGGGCUCUUCACCACCAUGCGAGGGACUCGCGGCUACCUUGCGCCGGAGUGGCUCACCAACGCCGCCAUCUCCGACAAAACCGACGUGUACAGCUUCGGAAUGGUACUCCUGGAGAUCGUUCGGGGGCGGAAAAAUCGCGCCGAGGAGAGUGGCAAGGAGUUGACCGAUUCUCCUUCUCCGUACUUCCCGAUGCUGGCACUGGAGAUGCACGAGCGGGGGACGUACGAGGAGUUGGCGGACCCGAGGCUGGAGGGGAAGGUGAACUGGGCGGAACUGGAGAGGGUAGUGAAGGUGGCGCUGUGCUGCCUGCACGAGGAGCCGGUGAGCCGGCCGAGCAUGACGGCGGUGGUGGCGAUACUGGAGGGCACGGUGCCGGUCGGCGAGCCGCGGUCGCAGUCGCUGUAUUAUCUGAGACUGUACGGACGCGGGUCCCGAGGACCGAACCUGCGGCGAGGGGGAUCGGCGACGAGCUCCACGAGUGCUGGGUCGUCGGCGUCGCCGCUGCUGCUCUCCUACAUAUCGUCGCAGGAGGUAUCGGGGCCGAGAUAGCACAGGCGUAGCAUCGUCGGGCAAUUGUGCAAGCUGAUGAUUGUACACUAGCUCUUAAUCUAAUUAAGAUUGCUUCCUGUGAAUGAAGGAAAAAACAAACGAUCGUGGAAAUAUUCCACUCGCCCUGUUUCAUGUAUAAUUUGGUGAGGUGCAAAAUUGUUUCAUAUCCUUUUUUAAAAAAAAAA